This is a messenger RNA of Seminavis robusta, 1461 nucleotides long. The record is from the annotation of a GenBank genome assembly. Lineage: Eukaryota; Bacillariophyta; Bacillariophyceae; Naviculales; Naviculaceae.
AUGAUCUUCAGUUCGAUGGCGCCAAUGACAGGCCUCUUUGGAGUUGCUGCCGCAUUGGUUUUCUUUCCACAAAAUGGUGUCGACGCUACGGGAGUUCGGAGCCACCGUCUUCUGGACACGGACAAUGAUGGAGCUGUGGAUGUUCUCGCCGAGUUCAAAAACAGGAACUUGCUACGAGAUGACUUUGCGAACCCAAUGCAAGUGUUGGAGUCCUUGGCAGGAGGAGGGAGGAAGAACUCCCUACAGGCAACCAGGACAAUGACGUUGGAUGGGAUCACAUUUUCCGUGGAAGCCAACGAUUUGGUGGCAUUGCCCAGUGUUUUUGCUGGCAAUGCGAGGUAUGUGUUGGAUGGUAUUCAGCAGCCAUCCCUGCCUUCCAAUGUCUUGUACGCACCCAAAGACGACCCAUCUGUUAUGGUGGUGCUGUCUGCAGGUACUGGGCAAUUCCAACGAGCCUUGCGUACAAAUCCCUCUACAGGUGGUGUGUCUUCUCUCUUGCCUAUUUCAGAAGGAUUGGAUAUUCAAGUCUUUGCCCAGGUGGAUUCCAAUGACAUUGACACCACCAAGCUCUCACGGUUUGGUUACGGCGAUACCCUCGAGCACACCAAUGAACGAGCAUUGCUGGAGCCACCUCCUCGUGCCUUGAAAGAGGAAUGCGACUCGUUCAAGAUAAUCGAAGUGGCCAUUGCCUAUGAAUCUCGUUUCUGUGAAGUCAUGGGCGGCGAGGAUCGGGCCAACCAAGUGGUGCAGGUGACAGUAGCUCAAGCCAGUCUCAAAUUUGAAAAGCUAUGCACCAAGCUCCGGCUCUCUCAUUUGGAAGGUUACUGUGAUGAAAGGAAUGAUCCUUACUCGCGCAUGUUUGUCAGCAGUGUUUGUCGCAAUGGUGACACCCAGUCCAUCUUGGGGCUGUUCCGAGACUACUGGAAGACCAACCGUGCCCAUAUCCCACGUGACAUUGCACACCUGUUCCAUGGGUUUCCUCAUGCCAGUGGGACAGUAGGAUGUGCCUGGGCGGCCAGCCUUUGCAAUGAUCAUUUUGGAUAUGGUGUCAAUGAGUUGACAUUUGGUGGCAAUAACAAUCCAACAUUCUGGUCCAUGCUAUUUGCACAUGAAAUGGGCCAUUCCGCUGGCGCAGGCCAUGAAUGUUGUGGGUCUCUCAUGGAUGCCAGCAUGUGUUCCGACCCAGGCUGCGACGAGUUCAGUGACACGGCUAUUGCGUACAUGGACUUUCACAUGAAUAGUGAAACCUGCAUUAGCAGCACCGAGGAAGAUGGGGUAGGAAUCCAGCAGGCGCCACCAAUGGUCAACCAAGACAAUAAUAAUAAUGAAGACACUGGAUUUACCAAUGAUCCUGGAUGGACCAGUUUGGAUGGAACAUGCAGUGAUCGCCUUGGGUACUGCAACCUCGGACCCUGCUGCGAGGGAUUGAAUUGUUACAACCGAUUCAUCUGCUUGGAUUAA